Messenger RNA from Uranotaenia lowii, 4287 nucleotides. It is a transcript of the gene boss, whose product is annotated as protein bride of sevenless. Gene Ontology annotation, cellular component: membrane. The transcript has 7 exons. The record is from RefSeq and is a predicted model, not a curated record. Gene Ontology annotation, molecular function: sevenless binding; adenylate cyclase inhibiting G protein-coupled glutamate receptor activity. Lineage: Eukaryota; Metazoa; Arthropoda; Insecta; Diptera; Culicidae. Gene Ontology annotation, biological process: G protein-coupled receptor signaling pathway; visual perception. Bases 987 to 4031 code for a protein of 1014 amino acids.
UUGCUGCUGGUUUUGUUGGUCAGUAUCGGUUGCGCUCUUUUCCACGUCAUAUCGCACCAAGUUUUUCGUCUCGUAGUUGUCAUCGUCGUGAGAAGUGCGUUCGGUAGUUUCGGUUUGAAAUGUGAACCGGAGUGGUUUAAAAUCCAUUGAAUUGGCAAGUUCAAGGCUGACGGAACGGAACGUGGAUGAAAGGCCCCCAAAACUGACGGUUGAAUUGUAUUGCACCGAACGAGAUAUCCACCCCAAGCCCAGAGCCCAAGCACGGGGUAGUAGGGUGGUAGUUUAUAGUGUUUGGAACUAAUCUCUCAUCGCAGCUGGCAGUAGUUUGUAAUUAGUAGCACAUCGGCAGUGUUCGAAAGUGUAUCUAUGUAGUGUGGCAAUGCGCCUAGCCCAGACGCAGCCGAGUAAGAGCAAAAGUGAAACAUGAAUAUCAUUUCCGGAUGAAUUGACCGAAAGCCUGCAGCACGUGAGUUGAACAUAUGAAGAAGUACCAAGGUAUCUACAUAAACAUCCAUUGCUUCGAAUGCGCCAAGUGAGGUGGACGGUGACGAUGAGUAAGCAGUUGAUUAAGUGCGAUGAUUAGUGGCAAAUUGUUCUGCACGGGGAUCGCUACGAUAUGGUGUUUGGGUUUAGCGGCAUUGAAGACAGAAAAUGGUGUAAAAUUAGUGGCAUGAUAGCUAUCAAAACGUGAGCAUUCGCCAAAUAGCAUGUUGACUGAAGAGGGGUGUGUCGAUGAUGACUCGAGGUGUAGUGUUGGAACUUCGCUGUGAUCAGAGAAGCCAAGAGGAUGCUAACACCAUUAUAGUACAAUAUUGUUAGUUAGCAAGCAAGUAGCGCUUAAGCGCAUCGAAGUGGUUCAAAUCGAAGGCAUUGCUUUACAAAACUGAAUUGAAACGGAAAGUUGUUACUCGGUGUGUGUUUUUUAAUUUGCUGAUGCGGUGUGGCAGAGGCGUCACUCGCCAAUCCGUACGAAUGCAGCAACGGUGAUGAUGAUGAUGAUGAUGGAGAGGAUGAUCAUGAUGAGGCGUGAGAACGGCUGCUGCUACUGGCUGCGGAUAUGCAUCUUAGCAUUCCUUUUCUGGCAAGGCUCCCUCCUACCAUUCCGGGAAUGUGGCGCACAGGAAGCCGUACAGCCGGCGUCAGUAAUAGCGAGGACAGCUGCGUCACAAAAUUUGACCCCGCCGUCCGCGUCCAAGACCUUUGACAUCGUAACGGAUUCUCCGUUAGGCAACAUUAGUCGCACUGCUGGUACCGUUAGUGAUGGCAUUCAGCUGGAACCACGCCAUGGAGUAGCGAAACUGCUGGAGGACAUAACCGAUAAUAGCAUUUUAAUUAGUCCAACGUCCAGCGAUCCGUACCUGGACGAAAUAGCGGCCUUAGGGACGAGCACCUCGAUGUUGCUCAAUGAGAACGAGGCGAAUGAUAGCAGUAGCAGUUUGGGAGAAUUUAUGACAGAACACUCAACAGUUGCAGUUCGGAUUCCGGACAUCAAUAUUACUCAUUUCAUAAGACCCACCCUGGUCAGCGAAACUGGUCAACUAGAACCGGCAAUAUCCGGUCAAGCUGACGAUCAACUGCUGCCAGAAAGUUGCUCCAACUAUGUGCUCAGCAGAAACAUCAUCGAUUUGUCCAUUAACGGUGAUUAUCGGCAUACAUUGCGACCCUUCAGGCGGCCAUCGUCGCCGUCAUCAGUGACCGUUUCUAAUAAUUCCGCAACGGUUGAGGAACCGGACUUGGACAAUAUCACAACCGUGUACGCUCUCGAGGGCGACUUUACCAUUUCGUUGAUCACCGACGAACAAGAUUUUGGCGGGUGCCUCUUUGUGGUGGACCGAAUCAACGAGCUUCAAUUGAUUAACGACAAUGGCACUCUCGGUCUACGAAUUGUGCUGGUGCAAAACAAAUCCCAUGUGCCUCAGCUGCUGGAAGAAGAGGUCGCCUAUUUGAGGGAAUGUGUACCGCAGUCAAUAGGAAUUUUCGUGGCCGCUUCGCUGUGGCCUUCCGGUGCCGAUUGGGCGGAUGAGAUGGACUACAGUAUUUACCCAUUUGCGGCAUCGAACGAUCUGCUGUACACAAAUGCCGCUCAUCUGCUGUACGAGCUGCCCUGGUCCAAUCCUAACUCGUCGAUUGCAGUCCGAUCUGAAUCGCUCGAAUGUUCCAACAAGUUCACGGCCAUCUGUCGGCACGAGCAUCUGUGUUUGGAAAAUUUCCCUAGCGAUGACACGAUCUUCAUCAUUCUCGGGGUGACAAAAUCAGUCAGCUUUGCCACCAAUGGAACGUUGAUUGUGGUGCUUUCCGGGCACGAUAUGCUCUUUUUAUCAGACCUCCCGGACAAAUCGUACGUGAUAACGGAGAAUGAGAUUAGUCUAAUGCUACCAGAAAACAGAUCUAACUUGUUGAGUGUACGCUAUGGAUCUAAGUUGCUGGCCAGUGAUAUAUUGUCUGCAGGAUCUGUAUUUUUGGAGGUUGUGAAGUUGUUAAACCUUCCAGCAGAUGGGGAAUGUAAGAACAAAAGCGCAACAAGCUGCGACACGAAUUUCAAUGAAACACUAAGCAAUUGGAAAUAUUACGCGCGACUGUCAGCGCAACAUAUCGUAACGGAAUUGAAGCUGGACAGUUUUACCCAAAUGAUGACCUUCGAACUGCGACAGAAGUUUAGCUUGAACAUAAACAGCUCCGAAGGUGUGAUGGAUCUCAGGCCGGUUGCUAGUUCUAAUAUGGUGACAAACGUCACUACAGUCUUUCAGCUGAACGAAUUCAAAGAUAAGGCGACUGGACCGUUGAAGCUGGGAAACAUUUUCUACUGCAGUAAGGAGUUCGAAAUACGGCAUCCAGAUUACACGAACUCUCAUCGCCCGAUCUACUACGGAAGUGAAUAUGUCGAAAUGUUCUGGCAGAUCAAGCAAGAACCGUGGGUAGCUGCUGGAUUAACAGUUGCUUCGCUGGGAAUCCUAUUCUGUAUGGCAAUUUUGAUAUUCUUGAUUGUUCGAGUCUGCAUGGAAGACGUACUGGAGGGCAAUCCUCUGAGCAGUAUCCUGCUGUUGAUCGGUUUAAUUGUACAGUUUGCAUCGUUUAUACCCUUCAGUUUGGAAUACACUGGAUACAUGCCAGAUCUUCUACACAAAUCGGAUGCCAUCUACACCUGGAAUACUCUUUGCACUAUUAAAAUCUUUCUGGUAUCGAUAUGCUACUGUAUAACGUUUUCUCUGUUGCUAUGUCGUGCCAUAAUGUUAGCGUCAAUUGGAAGCGAGGGUGGCUUUCUUUCACAUGUCAAUGGCUAUCUGCAAAGUGUGAUUUGUGGCUUCAGCACCUUGGUUCAACUCGGCUUAUCGACUCAACUGGUAAUAAUGCUGCACGCUAAUGCUCACAACAUUUCCUGCAAUGAGAUCUACUACGGAAACUGGUUCUGGGCUGUCAUUUCCUACGAUGGCAUCCUUUUGGCGGGGCUGAUCUUCCUUUCGCCGUUCAUAUUCCGUUCCCAAAGAAACUACCGGGAGGGUGUUCUACUCGUGACCGGUUCCGUCCUGUGCCUUAUCAUCUGGACCACCUGGAUUCCGCUGUGCAUGUUCGGCUACGAAUGGCGGGAAGCUGCCGUCUCCCUCGGGAUGGUUGCCACGGCGCUGGCUGUGCUAGUUGGCGUCAUGAUCCCGAGAUGCUUCCUGAUGGUGAGAAGCAUAGCUCGGUCGGAUCUAGUUCAAGCUCUUCCUUCGCUCACCUCACUGGCCUUUGCUCAAACUAAUCAAUACGUUUCAGAACAGAGUGUUUACGAGUGUGUCAAUCCGGCAAUGCGUCAGCCCCGAUCGACAACAACGGAAACGUUUAUGGAUCCGGAUCUGGACGAUCCCUACAUGGCAACAAGCGAAAUUCCGACGCUGCCACUGCGAGGUGGUAAUCAACACAACCGGUACCACCAGACGCAGGAAACGCCGACGGCUAACGGAUCGAGCCGGUUCUACGGGAUCAGCAACCCCUACAGCUGCUCCGACUCGCUCACUUCCGAACUGUCGCCCAACAAAAUAACACGGUUCUGAUGGCAACAACACUCGGCUGAGAACGCCCCUCCUAUUUAUUGUACACAAGUUCCAUCCACAAGAUCAUUCCAAAGAUAUUAGCAUUAAGAGUAUGUGUUGUACUUACUUUAUGUCCGCGUUACCAUACGAUGACCUUUUUGUUCUAGUCAACGACAAUUGUGUAAACGUUUCGUAUGGGUGAAUAAUUAUUUUCAAUUUUUAUGUGUAUGUAUAUUUUAUUGAAGUCUUGAAAUGGAAUAAACUCGAUCUUUAAAUG